Molecule: messenger RNA, 969 nt
Organism: Mangifera indica (mango)
Lineage: Eukaryota; Viridiplantae; Streptophyta; Magnoliopsida; Sapindales; Anacardiaceae
Product: ADP-ribosylation factor-like protein 5
Exons: 3
Coding region: 167-718 (183 amino acids)
Biological process (GO): protein localization to Golgi membrane; vesicle-mediated transport; intracellular protein transport
Cellular component (GO): trans-Golgi network; cytoplasm
Molecular function (GO): GTP binding; GTPase activity
Source: RefSeq, a predicted model, not a curated record
UCCACUUUUACGUCGCAAAUUAUAAAUUUAUUUUAUAUAAAUAAAUUCCCAACGCGAAGAAGCACACGGAUCUCCGUCGCAAUUCUCUGAAUCGUGUUUCGAUCUUCUCCAACCUAUCACCGCCGUCCGUAUCAUCGUCUCCAAAUCUGUCCGUCCAGGGGAAAUUAUGGGAGCGCUAAUAUCCAAGUUCUGGUUUAUGCUUUUUCCGGGAAAGGAUUACAAGAUCGUGAUUGUAGGGUUGGAUAAUGCCGGGAAAACGACGACGCUUUACAAGUUGCACUUGGGUGAAGUUGUUACCACCCACCCUACUGUUGGAAGCAACGUUGAAGAGCUUGUUUAUAAGAACAUUCGGUUUGAGGCUUGGGAUGUUGGUGGACAGGAGAGACUAAGAACAUCAUGGGCAACUUACUAUCGUGGUACUCAUGCUGUAAUUGUGGUUAUAGACAGCACUGAUAGAGCCAGAAUUUCCAUCAUGAAAGAUGAACUCUUUAGGCUUCUUGGGCACGAUGACUUACAACAAUCAGUUGUCCUUAUCUUUGCAAAUAAACAAGACCUCAAGGAUGCCAUGACCCCAGCUGAAAUCACGGACGCUCUUUCGCUUCACAGCAUCAAGAAUCAUGAUUGGCACAUUCAAGCAUGCAGUGCACUUACCGGAGAUGGGUUAUAUGAUGGUCUAGAGUGGAUUAGCCAGCGGGUUACGGGAAAAUCCCCAAGUUGAAAAGGGGAAGAAAUUAAUCAAAGAGGAGAAGGUUCAUCAUUCACAUAAGCAGGGGUUCAAGGAUAGGCAAGAAGCUUGUUUUUUGUACCAUAUAACUCUAAGACUGCCUUUCCUGAUAACUCUGCAGAUCGUUUUCUUGAUUUGACAUUGAAAAUUUGUCACGUUCUACAAAAGAGGAGAAUCUUUUUGUAAACUUAUUGUAUUAGUUACCCUUUGUUCAAAAUUUGUAUACAUUCUCUUCUUCAUCGUGA